AUGUCUAAAAUAAACGAAUACGCAUGGCCGCAUUAUUUCCUACUACAUCAUGGGGUAUUCCGCGAGCACAGCAGUACAACAAAACUUCGUGUAGUGUUUAAUGCUAGUGCCGCAACCACAUCGAAUAAGUCGUUAAAUGACAUACAGAUGAUAGGCCCUCCUCUCCUAAACGACAUAUUUUCCAUUUUACUUCGUUUCCGGCAGUAUAAAUAUGUUGCCAGUGCUGACGUGGAGAAGAUGUAUAGGCAAGUGCUUGUUCAGCCCGAUCAGCGUGACCUACAACUAAUUUUAUGGCGGGAAACCGCAUCGGAUGAAUUAAGCGUAUAUAGACUUAAUACUGUGACAUACGGAACGGCGUCUGCUCCGUACUUAAGUAUGCGCUGUUUGCGUCAACUAGCACUAGACACGGAUGAUAAAAUUAUUGCCAGAGUAAUAAAUGAGGAUUUCUUCGUCGACGAUUUAAUAACAGGAGAAGACGACCCUCAAGUGUUGUUGAAUAUAUGCGAAAAAACGUCAGAGAUUUUAAAGUCUGCUUGCUUUCCGUUAAGAAAAUGGACAUUCAAUUAUGAUGUAAACAAAGAAGUAUUUAAGAAGUUAUCGAGCGGUGAACACUGUCAGAAUAAAACACUCGGUUUAGGAUUGCAAGUAGAUAAAGAUAUGCUUUAUUUUACCACCAACGUAGAAAAUACGUCAAAGGUCACUAAACGAACAAUGAUGUCUGUGAUAUCACAAAUCUAUGAUCCGUUAGGUCUUUUAGCGCCGACAAUUAUUAUAGCAAAAGUAUUGCUUCAGAAGUUAUGGCUUUGUAAAAUCGAUUGGGAUGAUGCGGUCCCAACCGAUAUUGAAUGUUUGUGGAACCGAUUUAUUCAAAACCUGUCGUCUUUACAGAACAUCCGGGUCCCUCGUUACGUCAUGAGUGAACAUGUACUUAAUUGCGAAUUACAUAUUUUCACUGAUGCGUCACAAAAUGCGUAUGGGGCUUGUGCGUACAUACGCACGUACUCGGAUCAAUCAUCGGUAUCAGUCAAAUUAUUAUGUGCAAAGAGCAAAGUGGCCCCCAUGAGGCAAAUAUUCUGGAAACGAUGGGCGAAGGAAUAUGUGGCGGAGUUGCAGACGCGCACUAAGUGGAAAACUCGUCAAGAUUCUCUUGCGAUCAAUCAACUGGCUUUGAUAAAAGACGACAACCUGCCGCCACUAAAAUGGAAGUUAGGGAGAAUCAUACGAAUGUAUCCUGGAACCGAUGGGAUCUCAAGGGUGGCCGACCUACUGACGUCAUCGGGCAUCACACGUAGGGCAUUCUCGAAAAUAUGCCCCCUGCCAGUAUCACCAUAG
Helicoverpa zea (corn earworm) is the source of this 1332-nucleotide messenger RNA. RefSeq lists its product as uncharacterized. The coding region runs from base 1 to 1332 and encodes 443 amino acids. The transcript is spliced from 2 exons. Lineage: Eukaryota; Metazoa; Arthropoda; Insecta; Lepidoptera; Noctuidae. The record is from RefSeq and is a predicted model, not a curated record.